AUGGCUACAUCCGCCAAAGAGCAAGCAAAAGCCCAAGGUCAAGAGGACACCCGCAAUCCGGACAUGGAAAACAAACCCUCAGAGGCCAAUUACUGGAGCGGCAUUCAGCCUCGCUAUAUGAGUGUCGAGCAAGAGAAGGAUUCUCAGUAUGAUCUUGAGGAUCUCGGCAAGCCUGAGAUGCUGAACCGGAAUCGAUUGCUACGGCAAAGGCCACAGGAUCCGAACGAGUACACGCAAGGGCCCGUUGAGGGUUAG
This is a messenger RNA of Penicillium oxalicum, 255 nucleotides long. RefSeq lists its product as uncharacterized. The coding region runs from base 1 to 255 and encodes 84 amino acids. The record is from RefSeq and is a predicted model, not a curated record. The transcript has 2 exons. NCBI's taxonomy places the organism in Eukaryota, Fungi, Ascomycota, Eurotiomycetes, Eurotiales, Aspergillaceae.